Molecule: messenger RNA, 228 nt
Organism: Funneliformis mosseae
Lineage: Eukaryota; Fungi; Glomeromycota; Glomeromycetes; Glomerales; Glomeraceae
Source: the annotation of a GenBank genome assembly
AUGACGGUGGAUGAUGAGGAAAUGGCGACUUCGGCAAUGGCGGCGAUGGUUUCAUCGGGUAAUGUGGAUGAAUUCUUUUCCGAUGAUGGUAUGACGGAGAAUGUGGAUGCGGAAGUGACAUCACCCAUGGAUUUACAAUAUUCACGAAAAUUUCGGAAAAAUGGUAGUAUAGAACUUGAUCCUAAUCGUUUUCAACAAAUAAUUGAGGAAGCUUUAAUCAGAUGGUAA